GAUGAUUCAUUUGCAAGACGAAAACAAAGAAGAAAUCGGACGACUUUUACUUUACAACAGCUUGAAGAAUUAGAGAAGGCGUUUGCCCAGACACACUACCCUGAUGUGUUUAUGAGAGAAGACUUAGCCAUGAGAAUCAACUUGACAGAGGCAAGAGUUCAGGUAUGGUUUCAAAAUAGAAGAGCAAAAUGGCGAAAGAGUGAAAGA
Lottia gigantea (owl limpet) is the source of this 207-nucleotide messenger RNA. RefSeq lists its product as hypothetical. The transcript has 3 exons. The annotation marks the transcript as partial. Gene Ontology annotation, biological process: regulation of transcription by RNA polymerase II. Lineage: Eukaryota; Metazoa; Mollusca; Gastropoda; Lottiidae. Gene Ontology annotation, molecular function: RNA polymerase II transcription regulatory region sequence-specific DNA binding; DNA-binding transcription factor activity, RNA polymerase II-specific. The record is from RefSeq and is a predicted model, not a curated record.